This is a messenger RNA of Pelodiscus sinensis (Chinese soft-shelled turtle), 1149 nucleotides long. The record is from RefSeq and is a predicted model, not a curated record. Lineage: Eukaryota; Metazoa; Chordata; Testudines; Trionychidae.
AUGGGCACUUUGCAACAGGGCCCCAGGGUGCAGCGCUCAGUGGCGGAGGAGCAGGAGGACUCCAGACAAAGGAGCAGUUUUGUGAACAUGAUCGACAACCUGAGGGGGAAAUCCGGCCAGGGCUACUACGUGGAGAUGACUCUCGGGAGCCCCCCGCAAAAGGGCCCCAGGGUGCAGCGCUCAGUGGCGGAGGAGCAGGAGGACUCCAGACAAAGGAGCAGUUUUGUGAACAUGAUCGACAACCUGAGGGGGAAAUCCGGCCAGGGCUACUACGUGGAGAUGACUCUCGGGAGCCCCCCGCAAAAGGCUGGCUAUUUUGGGCAUCCGGAUGCUGGGGAGACAGUUUUGGGUGCUGUGACAUGUGCCAUCAGCAACGCAAGGCUUGCUUGUCUCUCUGGUGUUUGUUGCAGGUCCAGCACCUACCGGGACCUGCGGAAAGGGGUUUACGUGCCGUACACGCAGGGCAAGUGGGAAGGGGAGCUGGGGACGGACCUGGUCACCAUCCCGCACGGCCCCAACGUCACCGUCCGCGCCAACAUCGCUGCCAUCACCGAGUCCGACAAAUUCUUCAUCAACGGCUCCAACUGGGAAGGGAUCCUGGGGCUGGCCUACGCCGAGAUCGCCCGGCCCGACGACACCCUGGAGCCUUUCUUCAACUCCCUGGUGAAGCAGACCCGGGUGCCCAACAUCUUCUCCCUGCAGCUCUGUGGGGCGGGCUUCUCGCCCAACGAGUCCGAGGCCCUGGCGUCCGUCGGGGGCAGCAUGGUGAGUGCCGGGGCUGGGCUCGACGGACGGGAUCCCCGGCGUGGGGCCGUGCCAGGGGCCCUGUCCUUCCAGCAAUACCUGCGCCCCGUGGAGGACGUGGCCACCUCCCAGGACGACUGCUACAAGUUCGCCAUCUCCCAGUCCUCCACAGGCACCGUCAUGGGGGCCGUCAUCAUGGAGGGCUUCCACGUGGUCUUCGACCGCGCCCGCAAGCGGAUCGGCUUUGCCGUCAGCACCUGCCACGGUGAGCGGGGGGGGCUCAGGGGGAGAGCCGGGCGCUGCCCGGACAUUCGCCCCCCCGUCACCAUCCUACCCCAGCUGGGCCCACGGGGCGGGCAAGCACAGCGGGGGCUGGUGCUCACAGGCAGCCUUCGGGUGGCGUGA